This is a messenger RNA of Limanda limanda (common dab), 2961 nucleotides long. It is a transcript of the gene adam19b, whose product is annotated as ADAM metallopeptidase domain 19b. The transcript is spliced from 23 exons. Gene Ontology annotation, molecular function: metalloendopeptidase activity. The record is from RefSeq and is a predicted model, not a curated record. Gene Ontology annotation, biological process: membrane protein ectodomain proteolysis. The coding region runs from base 1 to 2796 and encodes 931 amino acids. Lineage: Eukaryota; Metazoa; Chordata; Actinopteri; Pleuronectiformes; Pleuronectidae.
AUGUCGUGCAACAAUACCCACAUGAUCGCAUUGCACCGGAAUGUGUUUCCACGUCAAAAUCCAAUCUACAUCCACGUGUUUGUUUGGUUGAAUGAGCAGGACUCACAGGAGAGGCUCCUCCAGCAUGUACAGAGUUAUGAGAUUACUUAUCCUAAAUGGCUGCAUCCUCACUCACACAGCAGCUCUGCCAACAAUCAGCGUCCUGAAGAGACGCAGGUUCUGAUCUCCGCUGAGGGCCAGGAGCUCCGACUACACCUGGAGAAAAACCAGCAGCUGUUGGCCCCGGGAUAUCAGGAAAUAUGGUACACCCCUGACGGAGCCCGCAAGUCCUCCUCUCCUGCCAACGCUGGACACUGUUUCUACCACGGGGCGGUUCAGGGCUUUGAAGGAUCCAGUGUUGCUGUUAGCACAUGCUCAGGACUCAGGGGACUUAUUUCUCUGAACACAAGCGUCAGCUACCUGAUAGAACCUCUGUCUGUUUCCACGGACGCUCGGCAGCACGCCGUGAUCAGAGCUGAGAGUCUCCAUCUGCCUAAAGGAAGCUGCCUACAUCACCAUGGCGACAAAGAUGAGCCAGAGGAGCAGCUUAAUGACUUCAUCCAUGGAAUGAUGUCACCACGGAGCAAGAGGGAGAAAAGGGACUUGAGUCAAAACAUGAAGUAUGUAGAGCUGCUGAUGGUGGCAGACAAGGCUGAGUUUGAGAAGCAUGGUAGUAAUCUCGAGAAGACCAAACUGAAACUGCUGGAAGCAGCUAACUUGGUUGACAAGUACUACAAGGCUUUAAACAUCCGGGUGGCAUUAAUUGGUCUGGAGGUGUGGACCAGCCAGGACAUGAUCAGCGUGUCGGACAACCCACACAGAACUCUGGCAGAGUUCCUGUCCUGGAGACGCAAGCAGCUCCGCGUGCUCCCCAAUGACAACGCUCAGCUCAUCACGGGGAAAUCAUUUCAUGGCACCGUCAUCGGGCUGGCUCCUCUCAAAGCCAUGUGCUCCGACUACCAGUCUGGUGGAGUGAACACGGACCACUCAGAAUUAGUCGUCGGCGUUGCCGCCACCAUGGCGCACGAGAUGGGUCACAACUUCGGCAUGAGUCAUGACAGCACGGGCUGCUGUCAGGCCAGAGCAGAAGACGGGGGCUGCAUCAUGGCUGCCGCAACUGGGCACCCGUUUCCACGAGUGUUUAAUGCUUGUAAUGAGAGGGAGCUGAAGAGCUACCUGAACUCCGGAGGAGGGAAGUGUCUCUUCAACCUGCCCAACACCAGAUCCAUGUACGGAGGGCAGCGCUGCGGCAAUGGUUACCUGGAGGAAGGGGAGGAAUGUGACUGUGGCGAGGAAGAGGAGUGCACCAGUCCCUGCUGUAACGCCAACAACUGUACUCUGAAAGCUGGGGCCGAGUGCGCCCAUGGCAUCUGCUGUGAUAACUGCAAGUUGAAGAGCCCAGGUGUGCUUUGCCGUGCUCCCUCAGGACCAUGUGACCUGGCCGAGUACUGCGAUGGCAAAGCUGAGUCUUGUCCUGCUAACUUCUUUUUGGUGGAUGGAACAUCGUGCUCGGGCGGCCAGGCCUACUGUUACACAGGCAUGUGUCUGACGCUGGAGCAGCAGUGUCUGUCACUGUGGGGACGAGAUGGCCGCUCGGCCCCUGACCUGUGUUUUAAACGGGUCAACGAAGCCGGGGACAUGUACGGGAACUGUGGCAAAGAUCUGCUCGGGAAAUACAGGAGCUGCAAGGACAGAGAUGCAAAAUGUGGGAAAAUCCAGUGUUUAACUUCAGCUUCAAAGCCCAUUGAGAACAACGCCGUUCGCAUUGAGACCAGCGUCACUGUGGACAACAAGAGAAUCCAGUGUAUGGGAACACAUGUGUACAAGCCCGGGGCAGAGGAGGUACAGGGAGACACUCUGGACCCAGGCCUGGUCAUGACGGGCACCAAGUGUGGAGACGACUCGAUUUGCUUUAAUGGAGAGUGCCGCAAUGCAUCAUUUCUGCGAGCUGAUGAGUGCAACGCCAAGUGCCACGGACACGGGCUGUGUAACAACAACCAUAACUGCCACUGUGACCGUGGCUGGGCUCCUCCUCUGUGUGACCAGAAGGGCUCUGGUGGGAGUGUCGACAGCGGACCUGUCAUCGGCCACAGCGGUCUCCUUCCAGUCCUGCUCGUCCUGCCUCUGGUUCUCUUUGUGGUUCUGGCUGCUGCUGGACUCUGGUGCUGCUACAGACAUAAACUCCACCCACUGAAAACAUCAGCACCACCCCCUGUGCCAAGUUGUUCAGUCAAGCCUUUGCAUCCUGACGGUCAUUUAAACGGACACGCCAACCCGACGUUCUUACUAAAGAAGCAGCCGUCGGAACGCCUGGCCCCUGCCUGUCCAAGCCCGUCUUCCUCGACCCGGUCCAGACAGGCUAUUGUGCGUCCAGCAGUGAAGCCUCCUCCUGUACCUGUGUAUGCUGCAGGUCAGAAAGAGUGGACGCCUGAGCCUCAGAACCAGCCUGUGUCUUCUCCUGAAGGACAAAUCUCUCCUCAGGCUUACACCCCCCCUCCUCUUAAAUCUGCACCGCCGACCAAGCUAAGAAAAACCUGGGCUCCUCCGCCACCUUCGGGACCUCCGUCUGUACCUUCCCAGGAUCCUAAAGGUCGCUUACAGCCUUCAUCAGCAGCUAAACACCGGCCGGACCCUCCCAACAGACCUCCACCUCCUUUACCUGUCAACAGAUCAUCAGUGGAACAAGUGAAAGUCCUGCUGGCCGCGAAAGCUGCUUUGGUUCCAUCUGCUGGACAGAAAAAGCCAAACAGAAUCUAAUCUAAGAUCUCAGGGAGACAUCGGGGACCACCACUUGCAUCCAGUAAUGGAUCUGCCUGAAACUGCAUUUUUAGCCACUGGCCAAGAACAUGUGGAAUCAUAUGAAUACUUGACACACUUCUGUGGAUUACAGUUUAUAUAUAUAAUGUAUAAUGAGGGAAAAAC